Morchella sextelata is the source of this 966-nucleotide messenger RNA. RefSeq lists its product as uncharacterized. Bases 1 to 966 code for a protein of 321 amino acids. Gene Ontology annotation, cellular component: nucleus; cytoplasm. The transcript is spliced from 3 exons. Gene Ontology annotation, molecular function: protein serine/threonine phosphatase activity. Gene Ontology annotation, biological process: peptidyl-serine dephosphorylation; double-strand break repair via homologous recombination. Lineage: Eukaryota; Fungi; Ascomycota; Pezizomycetes; Pezizales; Morchellaceae. The record is from RefSeq and is a predicted model, not a curated record.
AUGGAACUCUUCCGUGUUGGCGGGGAUGUGCCAGAGACAAACUACCUAUUCAUGGGAGACUUCGUCGACCGGGGCUUCUACUCCCUCGAGUCCUUCCUCCUUCUCCUCUGCCUCAAAGUCCGCUACCCCGACCGAAUAACACUCAUCCGCGGCAACCACGAAUCCCGCCAGAUCACCACCGUCUACGGCUUCUACGACGAAUGCCUGCGCAAGUACGGCUCCGCCAACGUGUGGCGCCACUGCUGCGAAGUCUUCGACUACCUCGCGCUCGGCGCCCUCGUCGUCGGCGCCGGCUCCUCCAUCAGCGACACCGAGGAAAUCGAGGUCGAGGUCGUCGGCCAGUUCGGCGAGGUCAUCAGCCGCAUGAAGCGCCCCGAGGCCACCCCCGCCAUCGGCGGACCCCCGGGCUCCGGCGCCAGCGGCAGCUCCGGCGGAACAAAGGGCGUCAACAACGGCGCGGUGCUGUGCGUGCACGGCGGCUUGUCGCCCCUCGUCGACAGCGUCGACAAGAUCCGCCUCCUGGACCGCAAGCAGGAGGUCCCGCAUGAAGGCGCGAUGUGCGAUCUCCUCUGGAGCGACCCCGACGAGAUCGAUGGGUGGGGGCUUUCUCCGCGUGGCGCGGGAUUCCUCUUCGGCGCGGAUAUCGUGAAGCACUUUAACCACAUCAACAACCUCAGCCUGAUUGCGCGCGCGCACCAGCUCGUCAUGGAGGGGUUCAAGGAGAUGUUUGACUCGUCGAUUGUCACGGUGUGGUCGGCGCCGAACUACUGCUACCGCUGCGGCAACGUCGCGGCGAUCUUGGAGCUCGGGGAGGAGCGGAAUGGGGGUGGGGCGCCGUGGAGCGCGACGGAUAGGACGACGGUGGUGAGGCCGGGCCCCGGGAGGAGGUAUAGGGUGUUUGAGGCGGCGCCGCAGGAUAGUAGGGGUAUGCCGGCGAAGAAGCCGGUUGCAGAUUACUUCUUGUGA